AUGUCGUCGUUACCAUCUUUACGACGAAAGGCGGAGACUACUCAUCGCGUUACGUCACGACGUGAAGGAAAAAAUCAAUCCGUUUCUUGCUUAUCUGUUCACGUGAAUACGAAUACUGUCGAUGGAAAAGCAUCAAACAAGAAGCAACAAAACGAAGACGAGGAAAAGAAGACGAGAAAAACGGAACACGGGGAGGCGACUUUUUUGACGCACUUAGUCGCCGGUUUUUGUGGCGGCGCGUUAUCGAGAACCGUCACGUCGCCGUUAAAUGUUGUUCAGGUGAGGAAAAUGACGAACCAGCUCACUGGUUCGAGUAAACUGGUCCCUUCGCUGGUAAAAAUCGCCAGGACUGAAGGCGUGAAAACGCUGUUUGCCGGAAACGCGACGAUGGUUCUACGAUACGGACCGAGUAAAGGUCUGAAUUUUGCGACGUUUCAUUUCUUUAACUCGAAUUUACACGCGAUUUUGGAGAAGCGGAGGGAGAAGAGAAGAACGGCUGAAGCGUCGUCGAAGAGUAGUAGUAAGAAUAGAAGAAGGACAGCGAGAAAAAGCGUAGAAGUUUUAGAACAACCAGAGAAGAAAAAAGACCAGAUUUCGAUUAAAAUGCUCGCCGGAGCGUUGUGUGGAGUGAGCGCGUGUUUGUUGUUGUAUCCUCUCGACGCGUACGCGACGAGGAAAGCCGCCGGGAAGAUUGCGGAAAAUUUUACCGGGCCGUUUUCUGUCCCGUUGGGAGUGCAUCACGUGGUGAAGAAAGAAGGCUAUGGUGGUUUAAUGCGAGGCUUGACGCCGGCGUUGUUGGCGAUUGCGCCGGAAGCAGCGUUGACGUUUGGGACGUACGAUAUCAUCGCCGAAUGGUACAAGGACACCUUUGACAAAGAGUAUUGCGAGCCGCACGUUUCGAUGUGCGUCGGCGCGAUUUCCGCGACUACCGGGCAACUGGCGGCGUUUCCGAUGGAGUUGAUCGCGAGAAAAGCGGCGACCAAUAGGUUUGCAUUAUCUUUCCACGACACGUUUCGGUUGAUGGCGAUGAAUAGAGGUAUUGGGAGUUUGUAUAAAGGCGCAAAGGUCGCGGCAACGAGGUGCUUGCCGAUGAGCGCGGUUUCCUUCGCGACGUACGAGAUUGUGAAGCAUUUGAUAUUAUCGAGCGAUAACGCGAUCGUCGAGAAAGUGUUUAAAACCCCACAAGUUGUAUAA
Molecule: messenger RNA, 1194 nt
Organism: Bathycoccus prasinos
Lineage: Eukaryota; Viridiplantae; Chlorophyta; Mamiellophyceae; Mamiellales; Bathycoccaceae
Product: mitochondrial carrier family
Exons: 1
Coding region: 1-1194 (397 amino acids)
Biological process (GO): transmembrane transport
Source: RefSeq, a predicted model, not a curated record